Micropterus dolomieu (smallmouth bass) is the source of this 4152-nucleotide messenger RNA. It is a transcript of the gene itga6a, whose product is annotated as integrin, alpha 6a. The record is from RefSeq and is a predicted model, not a curated record. Gene Ontology annotation, cellular component: external side of plasma membrane; integrin complex. Lineage: Eukaryota; Metazoa; Chordata; Actinopteri; Centrarchiformes; Centrarchidae. The coding region runs from base 63 to 3338 and encodes 1091 amino acids. Gene Ontology annotation, molecular function: integrin binding. The transcript is spliced from 25 exons. Gene Ontology annotation, biological process: leukocyte migration; cell-cell adhesion; cell-matrix adhesion.
AGCAACAGCGGGGUCAGUGGCUCUUAAUUUCGAACUACUGGACACAUCUGGACGGCGCUGCAAUGCUGCUGCAGGGAGGACACUCUGCUGUUUCUCUUGCACUUUUAUUUUAUUUUAAUUCUCUUGAGCCAACGUUGGUGCUCGCCUUCAACCUUGACACCAGUCAUGUCAUCAGGAAGGAAGGAGAGCCGGGUAGUCUGUUCGGGUUCUCUCUUGCCAUGCACCGGCAACUCAACCCGGAUAAAAGAAUGCUGUUGAUUGGUGCACCGAGAGCCAGAUCUUUGGGAAAACAGGCAGCCAACAUCACAGGAGGCCUUUAUAAAUGUGAAAUCACCCAGUCCAAUGAAUGUCAGCGCGUUGAAUUUGAUAAUGAAGAGAACGUACGUGUUGAGAACAAGGAGAAUCAGUGGAUGGGGGUGACGGUUCAGAGCCAGGGACCUGGGGGGAAGAUUGUGACUUGUGCCCAUCGCUAUCAGAGGCGCUUGUAUGUGAACACCCCCCAGGAGUCCCGGGACAUCACUGGACGCUGUUAUGUCCUGAGUCAGGACCUGACCAUCGAACCGUCCUCUGAUGAGGACGGAGGUAACUGGAACUUCUGUGAGGGCAGAACCAGAGGCCACGAGAUGUUUGGAUCUUGCCAGCAAGGUUUGGCCGCCACAUUCACCAAGGACUACCAUUAUGUGGUGUUUGGAGCACCAGGAGCUUACAACUGGAAAGGGAUUGUACGAGUGGAGCAGAAGAACAACACUUUGCUAGAGAUGGGAGUAUAUGAUGACGGCCCAUACGAAGUUGGAGAUGAGCAUCUCUUGAACCCUGAGCUUGUGCCUCUACCUGCCAACAGCUACCUCGGAUUCUCCCUUGAUUCGGGACACAGCAUCACCAGGAGUCGUGACCUGACGGUGGUGGCCGGAGCACCCAGAGCCCGUCAUAGUGGAGCUGUGGUCCUGUUAAAGAAAGACAGCGAAGCCUCCGGCAGACUUUUGGUGGAGCACACUCUGCACGGUCCAGGACUUGCUUCCUCCUUUGGAUACGACGUGGCUGUAGUUGACCUGAAUGGUGAUGGAUGGCAAGACAUAGUUGUAGGAGCCCCUCAGUUCUUCAUGAAAGACAGAGACAUUGGAGGAGCUGUUUAUGUCUACAUCAACCAGGCAGGAAGGUGGGAAAGGACCACUCCCGUCCGUCUAAACGGGACCAAAGACUCGAUGUUUGGACUGGCAGUGGAGAACAUUGGAGACAUCAAUCAAGACUCAUAUGAAGACAUUGCCAUUGGAGCUCCUUAUGGUGAUGGAGGUGUGGGGCAAGUCUACAUUUAUCAUGGCUCUGCAAAAGGAAUCAAAACCAACCCUGCACAGAUCCUUUCAGGGAAAGAGCACAACUUGCAGCUAUUUGGAUAUUCACUAGCAGGGAACAUGGACUUGGACAGUAACUCUUAUCCAGAUGUGGCGGUAGGCUCUCUGUCGGAUACAGCUCUGAUCUACAGAGCACGGCCAGUCAUUAGCAUCAUGAGAGAUGUCAAAAUAUCUCCACAGGAAAUUGACCUUACAAUUAAAACCUGUGGUAACAGCAUUUGCUUCACUGUGGACGCGUGUUUCACCUACAAAGCAAACCCUGGAUCUUACAACCCAAGACUAACCAUCAGCUAUUCUGUCGAGGCGGAUGGAAAUCGCAGGAAACAGGGGCUGCCCUCCAGAGUGGUGUUCCUGAACAAUUCCCGCACUGACAUAGACUACCAGUUUAAUGGCACCUCAGACCUCCAUGGCCAAAAACAGGAAACAUGCAUCAAGAUAGUAGCCAAAUUAAAGGAUAGCAUUAAGGACAAGAUGCGCAGCAUUCCCAUUGAGGUGUCUGCAGAAAUUGUUGGUACUAAACGACAGAAAACAAGAAACGGCCUCCCUCAGCUUAUGCCCAUAUUAGACUCGUCUCAGUCAGGCAAAGACAUCAUUGAGGUCAACUUUGUAAAAGAGGGAUGUGGGCGUGAUCAGAUUUGCCAGAGUAACCUGAAGAUGGAGUACAAAUUAUACUACAAACAAAACAACCUGGAAGAGUACUCCCCAUUACCUAUAAAGAAGAACAUCCCUGUGUUUCAUCUGAAUUACGAGAGGAAGGACUUGGCUCUGCGGGUGACAGUCAACAACAUGAAUGGAGAUGAUGCUUACGAAGCAAAGUUGGUGGGGAAUUUCCCAGAUACAUUGUCAUAUUCUGGAGUCCGCUCACACCAACCAAUGAUAGAAAAGCCGAUUACCUGUACUGCCAAUCAGAAUGGCUCUCAAGCAGACUGCGAGCUGGGGAAUCCUUUCAAGAGAGACUCAGAGGCUACAUUUUACAUCAUCCUGAGCACUGUGGGUGUGACUCUCGACACCACAGAGAUUAAUAUUGACCUGCAGGUCCAAACAACAAGUGUGCAAGAAAACAUUUCCCCUGUUAAAGUAAAGGCUAAAGUAAUCAUUGAACUACCAUUGUCAGUCACUGGGGAAGCCAGCCCUAAUCAGGUUUCUUUUGGAGGUGUCGUGAAAGGUGAGAGUGCCAUGAAGACUGAAGAAGAAGUUGGAAGUUUGAUUAAAUAUACGUUUAAAAUAAACAACUUGUGGAAGUCUUUGAAGUCUUCUGUCAAAGCCUCACUACAUAUUCAGUGGCCCAAAUGGAACAAAGAUGGGAAAUGGCUUCUGUACCUGUUGAAGGUCACGGCUACAGGACAGCAGGACAUCCUUUGCACCCCUGAGUUUGAAAUCAACCCUCUCAAGCACAUUCAGGAGUCCUCUGUGUCCAGGACGAAACGUGAAAUCGGUGAAAGAAAACCUCGAGGCAAAAAGUUUUCACUGUCUGACAAAAAAAACGUUUUGACAUGUGACAAUGAGAUCAAAUGUGUGGAGCUCAGGUGCCCCCUACAGGGCCUAGACGGUACAGCAGUUGAACUGAGAUCUCGUCUCUGGAACUCAACCUUUAUUGAGGAUUAUGCUUCUCUUUCGCACAUGUAUAUCGUUGUGAAGGCCUCGCUUGUCCUUCACACUCAGGCUAAAAACAUGAUCCUGAGAACUCCUGACACUGAUGUGACGGUGGCAGUGUCCCCAGAAAGUGCAGUGGCACAGCACAGUGGUGUUCCCUGGUGGAUCAUACUGGUGGCUGUUCUUGCAGGCAUCUUGAUUUUGGCUUUGCUGGUGUUUCUGCUCUGGAAGUGUGGAUUCUUCAAACGCUCCAAACAAGAUGACAGCGUCCCUCGUUACCACGCAGUGCGGAUAAGAAAGGAAACUCCCGAGUAUAAGGACGGGAAACUCAAGCUUGAUCCUUCUGAAAAAAAGCAGUGGAUGACGACUUGGAUUGACAACGAAAGCUACUUGUGACUCGUAUUUCUGUUAAAUGAUUUUCUCAAACAGGGAUAGUCUGUUUUUUAAGUGUCAAGCCACAAACACACGGAGCUUUGUCUUUUGUUCAUUUCAACAUGAUGCUCAGUGGUUUAAAAACAAAUGUGCUGAUCUUUCUACCUUGUCAGGAAUAAGUUGGGCUCAUGUAUUUGAAUUUCUACACUGUAUAGAUGAUGAAAUGUUUUUUGUAAGUUUUGUACAUUUUGAAUUACUUCCGCACAGUUUAUUUAUUUUUUGAUAAAAAAAAUGGUGCAGCCAAAGAGUUUUUCUUCUUAUGUCUGCCCUGGGGCAGAUCAACAGAGGGCAAAGUUUACUACUGUUUCUAUGGAGUUGUCCUGUCUUAUUAAAAGCUUAAAAGUCUAUGCAGGUUAGGUACAACUAAUUCAGUGUAAAACAGUAUGAAUGUAAAUCAUUAUACACGUUUCACGUGUCUAGUUUCAGCGCUUUCCAACAAAAAUGCUCCUGUCCUGUUUGGAAUGACAUUUAGGUACAUUAUCAUAUCACAAUAAUUAAAAAGUGUACAAAUGACCACGACUGACUCUAAAUGCCAGUUGAGGUCUUCCCCCCUCCACUUAUGUUCAAUUUCUCCUUCACCUCCUCUCACUAUUGUGGCAUUCAGGUAGCAUCCACUGUAUGUAGGUCAUCACUGAAGUAGAAGACUAACUUUUUGUUCCCUGUGAGGAACCCAAAGGGAAGAUGGUGAAAAGCAAAUGAAAUGUAUGUUUUUAUAGAUUUAAUACAAGGUAAUUGUCUUGUUGAAUUGUCAAGUAUAAUAAAAAUACUUAAAAAUUCA